This is a messenger RNA of Prunus mume (Japanese apricot), 435 nucleotides long. The record is from RefSeq and is a predicted model, not a curated record. NCBI's taxonomy places the organism in Eukaryota, Viridiplantae, Streptophyta, Magnoliopsida, Rosales, Rosaceae.
AUGAGAAGAGCAGUGCUUGACUGGGCUAAACGGUUCAAUAUUAUUCAAGGUGUUGCUAGAGGACUUGUUUAUCUCCACCAUGAUUCCUGUUUGAAGGUGUUGGAUGAGAAGAUGAGCCCAAAAUUUGAAUUUUGGUUGGCACGUAUCUUCCAAGGGACACAGAAUCUAGCAAACACUCAGAGUCAGAAGGUUGUGGGAACUCUCUAUAUGUCUCUGGAGUAUGCCUGCUAUGGGCGGAUAUUUUCAGAAAAAUCUCAUGCAUAUAGCUUUGGGGUCUUGCUAUUGAAGAUUAUUGGUGGCAGGAAAAAUACCAGCUUCUAUUACCAUGACCAACAGCUCCUAUAUUUACUUUCCAAAGCUGUCUUUGAUCCUCUACCACAGUAUGACAAUAUUUGCUCCGCAAACGAAGCUACCAUAACACUGCUUAAAGGAUGA